Molecule: messenger RNA, 3560 nt
Organism: Pteronotus mesoamericanus
Lineage: Eukaryota; Metazoa; Chordata; Mammalia; Chiroptera; Mormoopidae
Gene: TTPAL
Product: alpha tocopherol transfer protein like
Exons: 5
Coding region: 426-1454 (342 amino acids)
Cellular component (GO): membrane
Molecular function (GO): phosphatidylinositol bisphosphate binding
Source: RefSeq, a predicted model, not a curated record
CAGGAGUGAUGGCAUCCUGACUUCUCCUUGUUUGGGUGGCGUGGGGAGGAAGGUGAUGCUCACGGAAUGAUGGACUCCAGGUGAGGAAGAUGCACGGCUCCGCCCUAAGGAAUGGUGUUUGCACCCCUCCCUGUGCUCACCCAUCAGUUCAUUCAGACUGUGGCUGAGCCGCGCUCUGUGCUUAACACCGCCUAGACCCUGAAGAUCAAACAGGGAGCUCCAGCUGGAGCGUAGAGCCCAGUGUGGGGCUUGACACGUCCUUCUCUGCCUCGCUGGCUGUGUACCCCUGGGCACAUCGCGGAACCUCACGUCAUCCGCUAGUAGUUGCAGAGCACCGCCAUGUGCCAGGCGCUGGGGAUGGCAGUGGACAUGCCCGGCAAAUUGGCUGCCUUCAUGGAAUCUGCAUUCUAGGAUCCUGGUCGCUAAUGUCAGAGGAAAGUGACUCUCUGAGAACCAGCCCUUCUGUGGCCUCACUUUCCGAAAAUGAGCUGCCGCCCGCCCCCGAGCUCCCUGGCUAUGUGUGCUCGCUGACCGAGGAGCUGGUCACCAAGGCCAGGGAAGAGCUGCAGGAGAAGCCGGAAUGGAGACUUCGAGAUGUGCAGGCCCUCCGUGACAUGGUGCGGAAGGAAUACCCAAACCUGAGCACCAGUCUGGACGACGCCUUCCUGCUGCGCUUCCUCCGAGCCCGCAAGUUUGAUUACGACCGGGCCCUGCAGCUCCUGAUCAACUACCACAGCUGCCGGAGAAGCUGGCCCGAGGUCUUCAACAAUCUGAAGCCCUCGGCCUUGAAAGAUGUCCUCGCUUCCGGAUUCCUCACCGUGCUGCCCCACACCGACCCCCGGGGCUGCCAUGUCCUCUGCAUCCGCCCAGACAGGUGGAUACCGAGCAACUACCCAAUCACCGAAAAUAUCCGAGCCAUAUACUUGACAUUGGAAAAACUCAUUCAGUCUGAAGAAACCCAAGUGAAUGGAAUUGUAAUUCUUGCAGACUACAAAGGAGUGAGCUUAUCAAAAGCAUCUCACUUCGGCCCUUUCAUAGCCAAAAAGGUGAUUGGCAUCCUUCAGGACGGUUUCCCCAUUCGGAUAAAAGCAGUCCAUGUAGUGAAUGAGCCUCGAAUAUUUAAAGGCAUUUUUGCCAUCAUAAAACCAUUCCUGAAGGAGAAAAUAGCGAACAGAUUUUUCCUCCAUGGGUCUGACCUGAACUCUCUCCACACAAACCUUCCAAGAAGCAUUCUUCCCAAGGAGUAUGGGGGCACGGCCGGCGAGCUGGACGUCACCGCCUGGAACACCGUGCUGUUGGCCUCGGAGGAGGACUUUGUGAGAGAGUUCUGCCAGCCUGUCCCCGCCUGCGACAGUGUCCUGGGCCAGGCCCUGCCGGCCGAGGGGCUGACCUCAGACGCACAGUGUGACGACUCCGUGCGGGCCGUGAAAUCACAGCUGUACUCCUGCUACUAGCCAAUCCUGUGGGAGCGUCUCCAUCUUUAAAUCCUUUCCUUUCUUACUUUGGGAAGGCACAAGAAUUUUUGGCGCCAAGGAUUUGUCCUUGCUCCUUGUAAUUGCGCUGCAGUUUGGAGGAAACUCUGGAUUACCCUGGGGGUGAGCCGGGGUGCACCCUGGAUUACUUGAAUCAUUCUACGGAAGACACGGGAAAUGUUUCCAGUGAUUCCCAAAUGUUUGGAACCCCAGUUUGCAACUAUUAACCCGGAAGUUCUAUCAGGUUCUUACACACGUCAAAGCAAGAAAAAUCAGGACCAAAGUCACUUUGAUCCUGUGUCCCAGGAGAAAACAAUCUGAUUGGCCAGUCAGCGCAUUCCUCUGAAACACUCUGGUCAAGGCUGCAAGGUGGCCACACGUGAGACUUUGGGAGUUUGUGUGUUUCACAUGAACCAUGACUCCAGACUUCUGUGGCCCAUCAGGAAUCUACAUGUUUGCGGUCCAGGCCCCCGUGGCUGUCAUGGGUUUGGAAAGCACCUUAAUAGAAUCCGGCACGCGUCGGGACGCUAGCAGCACUUCCUGGUCAAAUUUGGGAGCCAGAGGCUUCGAGCACCCAUGGGAUUCAUUGGUUGAGUCUCGCAAUAGAAACUUGUUUUCCCAAAUCCAUAAAGCCUUAGCCCUGGUUCUCAGUAGAAUCAUGCGGGGUCCUAGAAGUAUGUAAUUCUAUUCAACUUAAAAUACUGGAUGCCAGGCCUGUGCAGCAAAAAGAAUUCUGGUCUAAGAAUGAAGAGACUUGAGCUCCAGCCUCAGGUGUAUGACCAUGGGCCAGACCUGGGCCUUUGUGAGCCUCAGUCUUCUCAUCCGUACAGUGAGGCUAAAUGAAACGACGCCCAGGCCCUUUGAGCAGCUGCGGUUCUGGGUUUGAUUUAGUUCUUGAAUGUUAGACAUCACCUUUCUGCCUAGAAAGAGGACUCUGUCGAUGCAGGUGGCUGGGCCCUGUCUGGGGGUACACCUGGGCCUUUCCAGGAGGGAUGUGUCAGUCACCAUUUGGCCCUGCCUUUAAAGAAACAAGUAUGUACAUUCCUGGGACUUCGCGAUACUAACUUCCUUUUCACAGUGAGGGUUCAAUGUGAAAAGAAUGACUUUUGUGAGGGUGGGCGAGGGAGGUGACCAGGAUCUUGUAUGGAUUCCUCCCAUCCCUGAGGUUCUGGUGGUAGCGUGUAAAGAUGGCAGCGGGGAAUGAGUUCCUUGGGGUUCUGAAAUUCUGGUCUCUGGACAUGGAUACAAGGGCAGGUUAUUGCUGGGUUGCUUCCGGGGCCCCUGUCCUCCCGAACCCGUCUGCGUUUCUCUCUCUGGUGUGGCCGGACACACUCUAGUCUGUCCAGCCGGACUGAAUGUUAGUUUUGCAUUUCGACACUUUAGAUCCUUCCUGUCAAGAAUUUAGCCCUUGUCCAAGCAUCUAAUUAGGUGGUUCAUCUUGUGGCUUGUGACCUAUUUCCUUUCCUAUUCAUUCCAUGUAAAUUAUGUUAAAAAGUGACAAGUACUCUGUGUUGCGUGUGUGCUUCCCUGUGCACUUACUAGGCCACCAGGCAAGGUGGACAGCUCAGUUGGGAACACACUGAAAUUCAAAGGCCAGUCUGUUGCGAAUAAGCUGUUCAUCUCUAUAGCACUUUUCAAAAUGUCUGGCGAAGUUGGUGGUGGAAAUUACUUACCUCAUUAGUGCCAAUUCUAGGGACAGCUCUCUUCACCGCAGAUACUGACCCUGGGUCCUCUGGGGACCUGGCUGAGCUGCACGUGCCAAAGUGCAAGUGCCCCUGGCUGCCCCUCCUCAUUCCAUCGGACAGUGAUGGUGUGACCAGCACUGCGGAUCUGAGUGAGGACGAGCGGGGUGGCCAACGUAGACAGAGGGCUCAGAGCCCGUCUGCCUGGAGGGACAAAUUGGUUAGAGACUUCCUUAGGUCCCAAAGAGGAGAGAUUAAAACAAAACAGAAAACAAAAAAAAAGCUAGACAGAAAAAUGGGUUGCUCAACCAGCCCCACCGAGCUUCCACGGUUUAAACUCUGCAUGGCAGCCUACUGCCUCUGUGUGAAGUCACCUAGCUGGCCAGCCUCCCCUGGGGAAGCAUCU